AUGGCACCAUCCGCGGGCGGGGAUUUCGACGUACGCAGGAUAGCCGUCAUCGGAGCUGGGCCGUGCGGCCUCGCGACGGCAAAGUACCUCCUGGCCCAGGGCACGUUUGACAAGGUGGACGUGUACGAGCAGGAGGAUGAGGUCGGAGGAGUGUGGUACUACAGCAAGGAGCCCCCGGCGGCGCCGUGCCCGGUGCCCCAGGCGGAUCCCUUCCUGCCGCCGGACAAGCCGCUCGUCCGAGGGGGCGGCGGUGCCGGACCCCUCUUCCCGUCGCCCAUGUACGAGAAGCUCCACGCCAACAUCCCGGGGACGCUGAUGAAGUUCUCGGACCAGGACUUCCCCGAGGGGGGAUGGGUCUUCCCCCGUCGCGAGACGAUCCAGGAGUACCUGGUCAGGUACGCCGAGGAGGUGCGGGACUCCAUCCGGUUCAGCUUCCGGGUCAGCGACGUGGCGCUGGAGAAGAGCGCGGACGGCGUGCACGACCGGUGGCGCCUCGAGGCGCGGUCCACGGUGAGCGACGAGGUGGUGCGCGGGACGUACGACGCCGUGGUGGUGGCCAACGGGCACUACUCCACGCCCUUCAUCCCGGACAUCAAGGGCAUCGCCGACUUCGACGAGGCGCACCCGUCCGUGGUGAUGCACUCCAAGGCGUACCGCAGCGGCGAGUCCUUCAGGGGGAAGAAGGUGAUAGUGGUGGGCAACGGGCCGUCGGGCACCGACAUUGCCGCGCAGAUCAGCCCCUUCAGCCGCCAGCCGGCGCUGCUGUCGGUCAAGGAGCCGACGCCGGCCGAGCGCCUCGAGCACACCGGCUGCCGCGAGGUGGCGGAGAUUGUCGAGUUCCUCCCCGGCGACGGGCGGAGCGUGCGCCUGUCGGACGGCAGCGUGGAGACGGGCGUGGACAGGAUCGUCUUCUGCACCGGCUUCCUCUACAGCUUCCCCUUCCUGCCGGACGACAUCCAGCGCAGGCUCAUCACCGACGGCAGGGGCGUCCACGGCCUGUACAGGCACCUGGUCUCGGUGGACCACCCCACGCUGGCCUUCCCCUGCCUCAACAUCAUGGCCAUCCCUUGGCCGCUGGCCGAGGUCCAGGCCGCCGUCUACGCCGGCCUCUGGUCCAACCAGCUGAGGCUGCCGGGCCGGGACGUCAUGGAGGCCUGGAGCAGGAAGCUGACGGAGGAGAGGAGCCCGCGCAUCCACGUCUUCAAGUCCCCCGAGGACGGGCACUACCACAACGAGCUGCACGACUGGGCCGUCCAGGCCACCCAUCUCGGCAAGGUGCCGCCCAGGUGGGGCGAUUUCGAGUUCUGGCAGAGGAGCCUGUUCCCCAUCGCCAAGCUGCGCUUCGAGCAGCAGGGGUGCACGGCCACCACCCUGGACGAGCUCGGUCUGCACUAUGAGCCUGCCGAGGCGGGGGAGGCCAAGGCCGCCGCUGAGAAGGCCGCCGUCGAGAAGACGGCUGCCGACACGGCCUCUGCCGACAUCGCGACAUCGUCAUAG
This is a messenger RNA of Geosmithia morbida, 1497 nucleotides long. RefSeq names its product putative flavoprotein CzcO associated with the cation diffusion facilitator CzcD. The record is from RefSeq and is a predicted model, not a curated record. Gene Ontology annotation, molecular function: NADP binding; flavin adenine dinucleotide binding; N,N-dimethylaniline monooxygenase activity. The coding region runs from base 1 to 1497 and encodes 498 amino acids. Lineage: Eukaryota; Fungi; Ascomycota; Sordariomycetes; Hypocreales; Bionectriaceae. The transcript has a single exon.